Molecule: messenger RNA, 279 nt
Organism: Microbotryum saponariae
Lineage: Eukaryota; Fungi; Basidiomycota; Microbotryomycetes; Microbotryales; Microbotryaceae
Source: the annotation of a GenBank genome assembly
AUGAGAGAGAAAGGAGCGCGCCAUCUGCCAUCUGGCAUCGCCGCCGCAUUGGGUGUCGGCCCCGCGCCACAGAAAUACUACAGGGUGUGGUCCUCCUCUGAUGGGCCUUCGUUGCAGUGUCAGGUGCUGACUCAUUGCAAACACUUUCUCAUAGGGAUCAUGCGACCCAAUCCAGUCAUAGAAGCGGGGAGCUCCUCCAAAAAACGGCGGCUUAGCAAGGUGAUCACUUUGGAGGAUGAGGAUGAGGUUGUGGAGGAAGAUGAGGAUUUCAACAUGUAG